Aspergillus nomiae NRRL 13137 is the source of this 1584-nucleotide messenger RNA. RefSeq lists its product as uncharacterized. NCBI's taxonomy places the organism in Eukaryota, Fungi, Ascomycota, Eurotiomycetes, Eurotiales, Aspergillaceae. The record is from RefSeq and is a predicted model, not a curated record. The transcript is spliced from 3 exons. The coding region runs from base 1 to 1584 and encodes 527 amino acids.
AUGUCUUCCCCAAUCUUCAGUGGCUGCUUCAAUUAUACUGAUACCCUUCGUAAGCAGUAUAUCAUUGAGGCCCUUAGGCCUAGUUUUGACUGGGCCGAAGAUGUUGAGGAGGCGCUCGAGCAGCAGUAUGAGCGUUUGAAAUCUACCCACAGCACCGCCUCGAGUGCUAGGGUGGGCAAUAGAUCUGAAACACUGGGCGAUACUGAUACCCCCAUCUCUUCUCAGCUAGGAACUGACAGCUCCCGGGCUAGGGGACAAAAUUGUCUAACGCGAUAUCGACACGGGAGCAAAGGUCGCCAUGGAAAAGGGAAAGAGGUAGAGCCAGCCUCGGAACCAUGUAGACCUACUGUGAGCACUUCACUCCAUGUCAGGGAAGAUCAUGAGAACGACCUAUAUUAUAGCUAUGACUACAACGAGGAGAUUGCACAGAUGCAGACUGAACUUGACGAAGAGUUUAUAUUUCGCAAUGAUUGUAUGGCACAUGACGAACAAAGACUUAUACACCAUUUCAACUGGUUCGGUCACCCGAUGUACGAACCCAGUGGGACGCCUCCAGCGAUCUCCCUUCUUUUCCAACUGGCAGACCCAAAGAUGCCCAAGCCCAGAGACGAGCUUCGCAUUCAGUCUAUCUUUGCGAGGGCCUUCAUGUUCAUCGACCCAGUUCUUGUUGAACUUGAGAAUGGCCUGCAGGAUCUGGACCGAGAAGGCUUCGAUCUUGUUCGAUGGGCUACUGGCCGCGUUUCCAAAUUCUAUACCUUACAUGGCCGAUGGAAGGAAGAUUGGUUUGAAUGGGAUGAAUGCAGGUCUCCAGAUUCGGGAUUUCUCGAACUGUAUCAAAGUAGAUCUCUGGCCUGUGGCAACGGCUUCAUUAGCCUUUGCAACAUACGAUCAAGGCAGCAGUGGGCAUCUCACAAGGCUCAGCUUCAAGAGCAAUAUGACAAAGCUUGCCGAUUCGCAGCACAGAAUUUCUAUAAAAAGAGACAAUGCAGGACCUAUAAACCUUCUUUGCUGAGACAGUCCAUGAACCUGAGAGAUUUGGAAUGGGCUGCGGGUGAGACAUCUGCUUUAUAUCGCAGGGGGUUUAUGCUAAUUGGUGACAAUAAAGACGAUCAGAUAGAGACGAUCAGCGAUAGCUCAAUCCAUGAGGAAGAGCACGAUACGCUCUCCGAGGCCUUUCUUGAUGAUAGCGACGAAGAAAGUUGCGAUGUGCGAUGUAGAGAAACGGAUGCUAACGACUUUAGGAAAGGAACGCAACAAACAAAGACCCAGCGUUUCGAAAUCCAUACUACAGCUGAUCAGGUUGCUGACACUGACACUAUAGACGUUAUAGAGACCUACGAAGACUGGCCGGGUUUUAUCACAUCCCAGCAUGCAACAGAUUCAACCGACACCUGGGAAGCCCUCAGCAGGACGCCAGGCGGCGGUCGAAAAAAGGCCUCUCUUAAGAAGACCCGCCUUGAAUGUUGGAAGUACAACCUAAGUUCCUGGAAACUGGGAUUGAAGAUAAAGAUUUCCGAACGCCGUCGGAUAUUAUACACCAAGGCUCAGAAUGCGUUCGGACCAAAGGAGUUCACGCGUUACUGA